AUGGCGGCUGGUGUGGCAUCCUGGAUGCCUUUUGCCAGGGCUGCAGCCAUUGGUUGGAUGCCAGUGGCCACAGGCCCCAUGCCUCCUCCUCCACAUGGUGAGCGGAAGAGAACUCAGGACACCUUGAUUGUUUUAAAUAUCAGUGGUACUCGCUUCCAAACAUGGCGAAACACACUGGAGCGCUAUCCAGAUACAUUAUUGGGCAGCACUGAACGGGACUUUUUCUACAAUCAGGAUACUGGAGAGUAUUUUUUUGACAGAGACCCAGACAUUUUCCGCCAUAUCCUUAAUUUUUAUCGUACAGGACGAUUACAUUACCCACGUCAUGAGUGUAUUGCUGCAUUUGAUGAGGAGAUGGCCUUCUUUGGCAUACUUCCUGAGAUAAUUGGUGAUUGCUGCUAUGAGGAGUACAAGGACAGGCGCAGAGAAAAUGCAGAGAGACUAUUGGAUGAUGCUGAUAAUGAAAACCAAGCAGAUGGACUCCUGCCUGUUAUGUCCGUUCGUCAGAAGAUGUGGCGUGCCUUUGAGAACCCACACACUAGCACGCUGGCUUUAGUCUUUUAUUAUGUAACUGGUUUCUUUAUUGCUGUCUCUGUUAUUGCCAAUGUAGUAGAGACAGUACCAUGUGGUUUAAGUGGAAGCUCCAUGCGUGAGUUGCCAUGUGGUGAGCGUUAUGCUAUGGCCUUCUUUUGCCUGGAUACAGCAUGUGUAAUGAUCUUUACUGUGGAGUACCUUCUUCGUUUAGUGGCAGCACCUAGCCGCUAUCAAUUUGUACGAAGUGUAAUGAGUAUCAUUGAUGUAGUGGCCAUCAUGCCCUAUUAUAUUGCCCUUGUGAUGACAAAUAAUGAGGACGUAAGUGGCGCUUUUGUCACAUUACGUGUGUUCAGAGUUUUCCGGAUCUUUAAGUUUUCCCGCCACUCACAAGGCCUUCGGAUCCUUGGCUACACACUUAAGAGUUGUGCCUCAGAGCUGGGAUUUCUUCUUUUCUCUCUUACUAUGGCAAUCAUCAUUUUCGCCACUGUCAUGUUUUAUGCAGAGAAAGGCUCAAUGAACAGCAAGUUUACAAGUAUCCCCUCUGCCUUUUGGUACACCAUAGUCACUAUGACAACAUUGGGGUAUGGGGAUAUGGUUCCGAAGACAAUAGCAGGGAAGAUUUUUGGUUCCAUAUGUUCUCUAAGUGGGGUGUUGGUCAUCGCUUUGCCAGUUCCUGUAAUUGUUUCCAAUUUCAGUCGCAUCUAUCACCAGAAUCAGCGAGCAGACAAACGCAGAGCACAGAAGAAAUCACGGCUUGCAAGAAUCCGCGUGGCAAAAAGUGGAAGCGCUAAUGCUUAUUUACAGAGUAAACGUAAUGGUUUAAUAAAUGAGAAAUUCAAGGGUUCUUAUGAAGAGGAACAAGCCCUCGUCAACAAAGCCGGAUCUACAUUUGCAACACAGCACUACCACCUGCUUCAUUGUCUGGAGAAAACCACGAGUCAUGAGUUUGUAGAUGAACAAACUUAUGAAGAUGGCUGUAUGGAAGUAUCUACAAUUAAUAAAUCAACAAACCAUAGCCCCUGUCUCUCCACACAAGACAAUGUCAGCAGUUUCUGCUGCUCUAGAAGGAAUAAAAAAAAUGCAAGGAUUCCAAACGCUAAUGUUACAACUUGCAGUCACCAUGGGAGCCUUCAAGAGCUUAGUGCUGUUCAGAUACAACGUAUGGAAAGAGAGCCUUUAUCUAACAGCCGAUCCAGUUUAAAUGCCAAAGGGGAAGAAUGUGUUAAACUAAACUGUGAGCCACCUUACGUCACAACAGCAAUAAUCAGCUUUACAAAACCACCCAUGACAACACAAGAGGAAGACGGCCGUACAGACUCCCCCGACUACUCACAGCGGAACAUUGUACGAGUAUCUGCUCUAUAA
This is a messenger RNA of Bombina bombina (fire-bellied toad), 1899 nucleotides long. RefSeq names its product potassium voltage-gated channel subfamily D member 2 (gene KCND2). The transcript has 6 exons. Gene Ontology annotation, cellular component: membrane; voltage-gated potassium channel complex. The record is from RefSeq and is a predicted model, not a curated record. Lineage: Eukaryota; Metazoa; Chordata; Amphibia; Anura; Bombinatoridae. Gene Ontology annotation, molecular function: A-type (transient outward) potassium channel activity; voltage-gated monoatomic ion channel activity involved in regulation of postsynaptic membrane potential; protein binding. Bases 1 to 1899 code for a protein of 632 amino acids. Gene Ontology annotation, biological process: protein homooligomerization; potassium ion transmembrane transport.